AUGACCCUGGAAGAAUUAUCAAAGAUAGAAGAAGAAGAAUUCAGUACAGGACCUUUGUCUGUUCUUACACAAUCCGUUAAAAACAACACUCAAGUACUUAUUAAUUGUCGUAACAACAAGAAAUUGUUAGGGCGCGUCAAAGCGUUUGACCGGCAUUGCAAUAUGGUCCUUGAAAACGUUAAGGAAAUGUGGACCGAAGUCCCUAGGACUGGCAAAGGCAAGAAGGGUAAAGCAGUAAAUAAGGAUAGAUUCAUCUCUAAAAUGUUUCUACGUGGAGAUUCUGUGAUUCUAGUUUUGAGAAAUCCACUUGCUACAGCUGCGGGAAAGUAA
This is a messenger RNA of Pieris macdunnoughi, 330 nucleotides long. NCBI's taxonomy places the organism in Eukaryota, Metazoa, Arthropoda, Insecta, Lepidoptera, Pieridae. The record is from the annotation of a GenBank genome assembly.